Molecule: messenger RNA, 1583 nt
Organism: Fragaria vesca subsp. vesca
Lineage: Eukaryota; Viridiplantae; Streptophyta; Magnoliopsida; Rosales; Rosaceae
Product: serine/threonine protein phosphatase 2A 57 kDa regulatory subunit B' beta isoform-like
Exons: 2
Coding region: 151-1554 (467 amino acids)
Biological process (GO): signal transduction
Cellular component (GO): protein phosphatase type 2A complex
Molecular function (GO): protein phosphatase regulator activity
Source: RefSeq, a predicted model, not a curated record
AUCUCAACAAGUAAAACAGAUACUGAACAGUAGGAGCAAAAUGUUCUUUCUUUGAGCAGCUAGUGAGACUUUGAUAAUAGGAGGAUGAGGUUCAUAGACUAGAGGAGAGUUGAAGGUUAGGAAAAGAGAAACAAGAGGGGAAGAGAGAAAAUGGGUGUGCAAAGUAACACUUCCCUGAAAGCUUCACCUAGAGUUUCGACGAGGAAAAGAUCAACAACUCUUCAACACCUCUUUGAUCUUGAUUCCAAUGGCAACAAGAUUGCCAACAACAAUAUAGGGAGUUCAUCGUCAUCUUCUUCAUCUUCUUUCAACUCGGAGCACGAAGAAAUUCUUUCCACAGUGUCCUACUGCACUUUUGUUUUCGCCUUCACUGAAUACGAAUGUCCUACACAACAGGAACUCAAGAGGCAUAAGCUCUUGCAGCUUCUUUCCUUUGUGAAGACUAAUAAAAAUUCAGUUCCUGUUCAAGUUCUGUCGUCUCUCAUUUCCAUGAUAUCAGCCAACUUGUUCAGGCCUCUCCCUCCUCCUUCCAAUCCCUCCAUCACCGCAGACUUUCCAGAUGAUGAAGACCCCAUGUCAGCCUUUUCUCCAGUUUGGUCACACCUACAGUUAGUUUAUGACAUCCUCAUACGAGUAGUGAUCAACAACGAUCCCAAGGUACUUCGUCAGUACAUUGAUAACCAGUUUGUCAUCAAUCUCAUCGCUCUUUUCCAAUCCGAAGACCCUAGGGAACGUGACAGCUUGAAGAAUGUGUACCACCGUAUAUAUUCCAGAUUCACAUUCUACCGCGCCUUCAUGAGGAAGUCCAUGAAUGAUGUGUUCUUGCACUAUGUGUUUGAGACAGAGAGGCAUUGUGGGAUUAGAGAGUUGCUUGAGAUAUGGGGAAGCAUCAUCAAUGGCUUCACCGUGCCGCUUAAGGAAGAGCACAAGCUGUUCUUGAUGAGGGUGCUCAUUCCAUUUCACAAGACAAAAGGAAUGCAGGCUUAUCAUAGGCAAUUGGCUUAUUGUGUGUCUCAGUUUGUCCAGAAGGAGCCAGUGCUAGGUGGAAUUGUUGUUAGAGGGAUUUUGAGGUAUUGGCCUGUCACUAAUUGCCAGAAGGAGGUUUUGCUGAUAGGGGAACUUGAAGAACUUGUCGAAAAUAUUGAUCCUGAUCAGUAUAGGAAGCUAGCUUUGCCUAUAUGUAAUCAGAUUACAAGAUGCUUGAACAGUUGGAACUCACAGGUAGCGGAGCGAGCGCUAUAUGUCUGGAACAAUGAGCAUUUUGUGAAAAUGAUAUCAGUAGCAAUGGAGGAAGUGUUUCCAGUAGUAGUUGAAGGCAUGGAGAAGAACUUGAAGUGGCAUUGGAGCAAAAGCGUGCGACAAUUGACAGAAAACGUGAAAGUGAUGCUCGAAGAAAUGGACCCUAUUUUGUACUCGAAAUGUCUGCAAGAAAUUGAGCUCAGAGGAUCCAAGGCUCACCAGGCUGAGAUCAAGAGGAAGCAGAAUUGGGACAGAAUAGAAAUGGCAGCAGCUCGGCACCAGUAUCUCCAACCACCACAUUUCAUAUGUGUCUAAUGAUCACUAUAACAUACAUCAGUGUAUAC